CGACACUUCACACUUUCCUGUAACUUCACAACCUGCCAACUGAGUCCCCUCCCCGGCACCAUGUGACUACCCUGGCCCCGCCCACUCACCCCUAUUUGACGCCCAGUAACAGCACCUGAGCGGCUCCGUGUGACAGGGCAGAGCGAUGGCGGCCGAACAGCAACCGGAGCUGCAGGGUCUGAGCGAUGAGGCGGCCUAUAGUCUGUGCAGCGACCCGCACCCCCUCACUAAGGAUUUUAUGCUACAACAGACGAUGCUCCGGAUAAAAGACCCCAAAAAGUCCUUGGAAUUUUACACAAAUGUUCUAGGAAUGACCCUCCUUCAGAAAUUUGACUUCCCAUCUAUGAAAUUCUCGCUCUACUUCAUGGCCUACGAGGACAAGAAGGAUAUCCCGGCGGACGUGAAUGAGAGAACGGCCUGGACAUUUUCGCGGAAGGCGACGCUCGAGCUCACACACAACUGGGGAACAGAAAAUGACGAGAAGCCGUAUCACAAUGGCAACUCCGACCCCCGGGGAUUUGGGCACAUUGGCCUGGCAGUGCCAGAUGUCUACGCUGCCUGUAAGAGAUUUGAGGAACUCGGCGUCACCUUUGUAAAGAAACCAGAUGAUGGCAAAAUGAAAGGAUUGGCCUUCAUUCAAGACCCUGACGGAUACUGGAUCGAGAUUCUCAGCCCCAAUACCAUGCUGUCUAUCAUCUAACGGCAAUAAUAUGGCGGCUGUUUGGCGCAUACAGAAAGUGUUCAUUUCCGUGAGGAAUUUUAGAAAUAAAUAAUGUUUAUUAUGCGCUUAUUCUCCUUUCCCUGAAAUGCUUCUCACCAAGCUGCUUCCCUGUUACUCCUGGAGCAGGAGUGGCACGACCCCGGCCUCCCUAAUUACCCCCUGACCCUCAUGGGGUAACGGUUUAGGCGGCUGGAUUGCCAGACCUGCUCCAGAAAUUAGCACAGAGCCACUAGUGGCACAAACAGAAAGUGUGUUUAUUUUUUCCUUGGAAUAGACAAGUAUUUACCCUAUUUUGGGCAAUUUUUUGGCUGUUCACUUUAACCUUUAAUAUGUUAGAGAAUGGGUAAUUCUAAGCACCUUUUCAAUUGGUCUUUUGCUUCCAACUCUUUGCAGCAUUCAAAUAGGGGUCACUGACCCCGGCAGCCAAAACCUAUUGCUCUGUGAGGCUCCAGUUUUAUUAUUACUUAUCUUUCUAUGCAGUCCAUCCCCUAUUCAUAUUUUCAUCUCAUAUAAACCACUGCCUGAUUGCUAUUGUCAAUAAGACCCUAGCAACCAGAUAGCUGCUAAAAUACCACACGGAGAGCUGCUGAACAAAAAGCUAAAUAACUGAAAAAACAUAAGAAAUGGAGACCAAUGGCAAAUUGUUUCAGGAUAUCAAUGUCUACAUCAUAUUUAAAGUUAAUUUAAAAGUGAACUAUCCCUUUACUGUAAGUGCUGGGGUGACAGCCAGUCAGAUCUGACAAACAGGCCACACAUUGGCUGAUUUGGCUACAUCCAACCAAUUCCUAUGGACAAUGUAUUCUUGGGGUAUUUGGCUGCAUUCUGGGAACCCUGCAGCCCACACUGCCAGCCCAUUGGAUAGAACCAAACCAUGCCCGGUGCAGCCAGCUAUAUCACUAAAGAGUAUAACUUUGCACAUGUUCUAGUGAAUACACUACCAUUUCCCAGUAGGGGGGGCUGUUUGGCUGCACUACCAUGGGAUCCAAUAAGAACGCAGUCAGUCUAUCAGCUAUAAAUCCCUCUAUAAUCAUGGCAGCAGUUCUUUCAGUGGUUCCCUCGAGGCGCACAGUAUAGGGGGACCCCACCCCGAGCAUCCUGGGUGGGUCACAUUUAACUUUUAGUAUAUUAUAAAAUGCCCCAUUCUAAGCAACUUUUAAAUUGGUCUUCAUUAUUUAUAUUUUUUUAAUUAUUUCCCUUCUUCUUCUGACACUUUGCAGCUUUCAAAUGGGGGUCACUGACCCCGGCAGCCAAUAAAUUACUGCUAUGUGAGGCUCCAGUUUUAGUGGUACUUUAUAUAACUUUUUUUAUAUUCAGGUUUUCUCCUAUAAAUAAAUGUAGUUUCUCAUUCAAACCACUGCCUGGUUGCUAAGGUAAUAUGGGCCAUAGCAACCAAAUAGCUGCUGAAACGCCAAACUGGAGAGCUGCUGAACAAAAAUUGAAAAACUAUAAAUAAAAAAUGAAGACCAAUUGCAAAUUAACUCAAAGAUGAACAACCCCUUUAAUGUGACUUUCUCCCUCUUGUGUUACAUGGGUGAUUGUCCCUUUAAUAUCUGCAUUUCUGUGUGGUCCCUGGGGGCAAAUGUACAGCCACUGGUAUAUAAAGUGUUAAUACCAACCUUUCCACUCUCUGCCAUCCAUUUACAGCACUGUGGGAAAAUUACCGCACCCCAGUAUUACUGAAUUUGAUGGUAUUGCCGUAUAGCGUGAUAUUACAAUUAGUGCCUUCGUUAGGAACCAGUGUUAAACCUUGAUUGACUGAGAUCAUGUGAUCAAAUUGGAUUUUUUUAUGCCAAAUAAAAGGUUUAAUACAAA
This is a messenger RNA of Xenopus tropicalis (tropical clawed frog), 2533 nucleotides long. RefSeq names its product glyoxalase 1 (gene glo1). Gene Ontology annotation, molecular function: metal ion binding; lactoylglutathione lyase activity. Lineage: Eukaryota; Metazoa; Chordata; Amphibia; Anura; Pipidae. The record is from RefSeq and is marked validated.